This is a messenger RNA of Paramecium octaurelia, 3211 nucleotides long. The record is from the annotation of a GenBank genome assembly. NCBI's taxonomy places the organism in Eukaryota, Ciliophora, Oligohymenophorea, Peniculida, Parameciidae.
AUGCUUCUCUAUAAAGCUGUAAAUAUAAUUUUUUGAUUCUAGCUUAAAACUGAAGAUGAAUACCAAAGACUGUAACUUGUAAGCGAAGGCAUCAAAGCAAUAACAUCCGAAAUGCCUAAAAUCGAGACAAUUGAAAGCACAGCUCCCAUAAAAUUCUGUAAAUAAUUUUACUAGCUUAAUUAGUAAUUUGUUGCUACCCCUUCCAAGAGUAGAAUAUCGAUAUGCUGAUCUCAGCAUUUUUUGAUUAUUACAAAAAUGAGAACUUCUUUUGGGCAUACACCUAAGCAAUCUCUUAGAUUGGAGAAUUUUAGGAAAGCAAGGCUGCUGGAUAUAAGAAAUAAUCAAUAUUUGAUGUUUAUCAAAGAAAAUUGUAAUAUUUUGAUAUAUUAUAAGAAAGGAAGGUAAAACUGGUUUAGACCAUUUUUAUAACUUUUCUGAUUCGGCUCAGCAAUAAAUGACAAAAGUUAAGUUGUAUGUAUGUACACAUUUCUCCAAAUACUUUUCGCUGGCUCAAGAUUUAAGAAUCGAUAUGUCAAGAAUUUACGAUAUAUACAGGAUUUAUUUGCAUAAUACAAAUAAUAAGGAAUUGAUAUUUGAAUUAAUUGAAUCAUUUGAGAAUUUGAAAAAGACAACAUUUAAGAAUUUACCUUGGAUUGAUACAUUCUAGUCAGAAAUCGAUAUAUAUAAGCAAACCUUAAUCCCAUCGAGAUUUAAUCUAAAACUCAAACAGAAUUAACAAAGCUUGCAACAGCUUUAUGAAUAAUACAAAUUAUAAAUGGAAAAUCCAUCAUUGCAGAAUUAAAACUCAGAAGAAAACAGCCCUUAAGUAGAUUAAAAGGCUGUUCAUAAAUAGCAAAUUGAACAAUAUUAAAUAGCAUUAUGCAAAUAAAACUAAGUCAAUCUGAUUGAUGAUUCGAUAGAUUUAUAUUUAUUCCUGAAAUUGAUCAUUAAACCACAGAAGUAUGAGUUAACCAAUGACUGGAAUACUAAAUAUGGUGAAACAACCCUUGAUAAAGACUAUUAAGGAUUUAAAAUAAAUUAAUCUGAAUUAGAAGACUUAUUUAUAAUAAGAUCAUAUAAGGCUUUAAAUUCAGUUUUACAUUGUUCGAAAUUAGAAAUCUUGAAACUCAAGAUGCAAAAUUUAUUACCAAAAAUAUGUAAAUCAAAUAUAUUUUAACUAGUUCAUCUCAUAUACAAGGUACUCCGAGAUCCAGAAGAAAAUGUUAACUUGUAUCAUUUAGGCUCAUUAAUAAAUAAAAUGUUAGAAAUGUGCCCGAAACACGCAAUAUAUUAAAUAAUUAAAUUAAAUCUACUGUUCUCUUUUACUUAGUUUUUUUAUAAUACAUCAAUUGUUAAUGUAGUAUUAGAAAUUUUGGAUUUUGAUACCGAUAAAUAUCAACUUGGAUAUUUUGUUCAGGAAUAGGUAUGGACUUAUGUAAAUGAUACAGAUUGGUUCUAAUAUCUAUUUACAUUUCUGUUCAAAUAGAACAUCGAUGUAAGUAAAAAAGAUGAAAACUAUCAGAGCGAAAGAAAAGUAUAAUAUAUAAAUAAUUCAAUUUAGACUCAAGUUUUGAGUAUGUUACAAUCAUUAAAUCGAAACCAAAGAGGUUCCAUAAAGUAAUAAGUGACAGUCAAUCAAUCUUAUUUCUUUUAAACUUUCAGCACAGGUGAUAAACUGAAUGAAUUACAAUCAUAUGAUUUCUUAAAUAGCAAAGAUAUAGAUAAUUUAAAGCAUUUCAACGAUGAUAAAUAAAAUUUUGAUCCUCAAAAGAUGGAAAAAAUGAUUGAAGAACACAAACAGAAUUAAGCUGCAAUAGAACCCAAGGUCCCAAUAGAAGAGCAAAAUGUAACUUAGCAAAGAGUAUCUAAAUACGGAAGAUAAAUAAUUGAAAUACCUCCAAAGAAAAAAUAAGUUUCAUUGCCUAAAAUCAACACCAAUUCUCUUAAAUCUCCUCUCAAAAAUGUAAAUUCUCCUUUGUCAAGAGAAAGUUCCAAAAAUCUAUCCCUGGAUAAGGAUGCAUAAUUGAGUUAAAAAUCUAAAUAAUCUUCUUCAAGCUUAAGGCGAUCAGAUAAUCAGGAGGAUACGUUAUCGUAAAAUAAAUUAAUUAGAAUCUAUUAGGCAACAAGUAAAACCAAUGCAAGUUUGUUUAAAUAGAAUUAAUAAAGUAUUCAAAUCAAAGAUAUUGGAUUAAUGGAAUCACUUUAAUUUAUUCAUAGAUUAUUGGGUUCAUUAUAAUAAUUCUAAAAGAAAUUCUUAAGCCGUAAGGAUUGUAAUUUGGUAGAAAAGACUAGCAAAAUAUUAACUACAGAAAAUUUAGUACAGAUCUUUUAAACUUUUGUUAGCAAGAUUAUGAAAGAUGAUUAUGGUUUAAUUUGUGGCUAAAUAGUAAAUACUAUAUUUACAAUGGUUUUGAAUGAGCAUUUAGAUGUCUAUUAUGAAUUGCUGAAUGAAUAAUUUUAUAAUUUUAUUUAGGAAAUAGGAACUUUGAUUUUACUGUUAGAGAAAUAAUAGAAUUUAGGGUUUAAGAGACAUCUAGUCUCAUCAAUUUAUUUUAAUGGAUUUAUUUUGAAUAAUUAGUUGAGACAAAAUUAUUUAGAAUCUAAUGUUUAUAAAUAUUUAAGUAGUAAAAUAUUUAAUUAACUACAAUAAUAUUUAGUGAAUUAUCCUGAGAAUAAUAAUUAUUAAUUAUAAUUUACAAAGUAAAAGUUUUAUUGAUUCCUUAGGUUUUUGAAUUGUGUAUUUUCCAAAGCUCCCGCUUAUUUGAUUCAGCAAAUUUUGUUUAAUUAUGGUUUACUUUAAGUUUUGUUUGAGUCAUAAAGAGUAAUAAUCCUUAAUGACCUUCAAAAUGUUCAGAGCUCUUUGCGCUACUUUGCAAUGCAAAUAAUAUAUUUAAUUAAGGAUAUUUUAUAAAAAAGAAGCAUGCAAGUUAUUCUAGAUAAUCUUUAACCUCUUGAUCUAUGGUACAAACUAUGUAAAGCAACUGAGAAUUAUAAAAUUGGGCAUUUGGAAAGUCCAAUAAUAGCUGAACCUCCUAAAGAAUCAAGAUAAUACUAAAAAAAAUAAUAUUAGAGAUAGCACUAAUUUAAAAAGUAAUAAACUGAAUAAAAACUUGAAUUAUCGGAAAGAUCUCCAACAGAAUUAUGUUUAACUCCAGAUCUAACACAUAGAACCUUAAAAAACUAUCGGUUGCGUAAGCCAUUUGAUUUAUGA